AGAGGGAGCACUCGAAAAAGACUCUCGGGCGCUUAUCAGACAAACAGAAGAAUCAUUCUUGAAAUAGACUCGAGACGCCAAUGGAACUUGUUCCAAUCCUGUGACCCUAUCCAUUACUUUUAUCGAAAACAUCACCAGUCAGUCGGUCGGUCGGUCGGGGAGAUAGAUUUCAAAAGGCAGAGACAGUGUGAGAGAGAGAAGAUAUAAUAAGAGAUUCUUCUGUCCAUGUUUAGUGGCAAAGGCAUGGGAGGCGGAAGUGGAGGAGGAGGCAUGUUGAGGACAGUUGGGAGAGCAGUUACUUCUGCGAGAACCACCGGCGUGGCUGCUGGUGGGGCCCUUCAGGAACCCACUUCUUCCUCCACCAAUGCUACCACUACUGCUACCAGUCCGACCUCUAGGCCUACCCAUAAGCCCAGUUCCUCUACCCACCUUUCUCUCUCGUCCAAUUCUUCGCCUUUUGCUUCACAUAAUAUUCCCAUUUUUGCAGCCUCUGGGGUACCCACAUGGCCUCCUCCUUUGUCUCAGUGCGAUGAGUUUGACUGGGUGGCUGUGGAUGGGUGCGAAGAUGAGAGGCCACAUGGGUAUUUUGAUGAUUUUGUUCUUGGCCCUGUUCCUUCCAAGGAUGAAGUCCAGGACGCUGUCUCUGCUCUCCAACAAUACUCCAAGCUUGUCUGGGACAAAUUUUCUUUUGAUUCGGACAAGGAUGCAGCAGAUCAAGUCACAAGUCCUACUGGGUCGGAGUUAGACUGGGUGGAGCCCUCGUUGCAUCUCUGCAAUUCAAGAACACUGCAACCUCUUGGAUCUGAUAGAGUUUUUGAUGCAUUUCAUUUAAUGCAGACUGAACCGUCUGUUCAGAGAAUGGUCAUAUCAUUAUCAUCAGAUAAAGCAGUUUGGGAUGCUGUUAUGAAUAAUGAGGUGGUGCGGGAGCUCAGGGAGUCAUACUUUGCAGAUGCAGUUGAAAACAAGAAUCCCCUGGAUCCAGAUGAGAGUUGUGGGACUUCUGAUGACUCCAAUGAAUCAACGAAUAUAUUAAGGCAGAUUUUUGACAACACCAAGGCUAAGUUCAUGGAAGUGAUCAAUAAAAUCACAAAUCGCAUGAACAAGUUAUUUGAGUCCCCUGAUGACGAGAAGACAACAACACCAGGAGACACAGCAGCAGGAGCCUCGGAUCCCUUCAAGAAAAGGCUAAAGACGUCGUUCUUAAUCUCGGUUGUGGUCCUGUUGAUUGUGGUGUUGGGUCGAAAUGUCAUUAGACCCAAAAGGGCUUGACCCGAAUUUGACGACAUGACAGGUGCUUUUCCCCGGCGGGAACUUGUAUAGGUACAAGUUUACCUCCGGCCAAGUUGUGCUUAGUGUAUUAACAAUGGAAGUGAAGACCUUUCAGCUGGCAGGGUAUGCAUGGUGUACCUCUCUUUUCUGCUUGGAUAUGUAUCGUAAGUUUCAAUUCGUUGCAAGGGUGUGGAGAUUUAUUUGCAGAUCAUGUACAAGAUUUCCUGAAACAAUUUGAAUUAUUCCAGUCCCAUUUUAUGAA
Messenger RNA from Alnus glutinosa, 1531 nucleotides. RefSeq lists its product as uncharacterized. The transcript is spliced from 4 exons. The coding region runs from base 226 to 1269 and encodes 347 amino acids. NCBI's taxonomy places the organism in Eukaryota, Viridiplantae, Streptophyta, Magnoliopsida, Fagales, Betulaceae. The record is from RefSeq and is a predicted model, not a curated record.